Messenger RNA from Cyprinus carpio (common carp), 2161 nucleotides. RefSeq names its product tumor necrosis factor, alpha-induced protein 2b (gene tnfaip2b). Gene Ontology annotation, molecular function: SNARE binding. Bases 130 to 1962 code for a protein of 610 amino acids. The transcript has 11 exons. The record is from RefSeq and is a predicted model, not a curated record. Gene Ontology annotation, cellular component: exocyst. NCBI's taxonomy places the organism in Eukaryota, Metazoa, Chordata, Actinopteri, Cypriniformes, Cyprinidae. Gene Ontology annotation, biological process: exocyst localization; exocytosis.
AUAAAACUACUUUCCUCAUGUCGCUUAAUUCAAAGUGAAUGAAAGAAGAUCGAAUUGAAAUUCUGUUUGUUUUUUUUCAUCUUGCGCAUCCGAUAUCACGAUAGAUUUUUUUUUUCGUCCUCAGAAGAAAUGACAAAAAAACUCGAAAUACGAAAAAUGUUUAAACGGCAACCCAAAAAGCACAUUAUUCCAGUCCCCACUUUUAAACAGAAUCUACAAGAACGCCACUUUGUGGACGCAGGGAAACAGCUGAUCACCCGAGAAGACCGUCUGUUUGAGUUGAAGCAGGAUGGGAUUGGAUCCAAAAUGACGCUGGUGGAGGAAGAGGAAGAUUCAGAGGCUAGACUAGCAAAAGACUACGAGGACUGGAUGGAGUCGGUUAUGCAGACGCUGGAAAACUCCCUCGACCUCCAGAGUCUUGAGAAGCAGGAGUUACUGAAAGAAGCAGUCCAAGCCAUACUGCAGGAGGAGAAGCAGGACAUGCGCUGGAAAGGGUUUCAAGAAAAGGAACGCCCACCAUGGAGACCGAUGAAGUGUAAACAGAAACACGAGGCUCUGCUGGAGCGACUUGUUCAGAGGAGGAUGGAAGAAGCCCAGUUAGACUCAAGUGUUGAGAUACAUUCUUCCUUGCAGCAAUCGAUCAUUUGCAACGCGAAACGACUGAAAGAAGACUUGCUAAAAGUUGUGACAUGUGUGAGCAGCUGCUACCCAGAAGAGAUGAAUGUGUGCCAGUUUUAUGCCACACUGUACCAUAAGACCUUCAGUGCAAAACUGAGAGAAGUCGCAGAGUACACAUUGUGCGAUAAGGACUGCAUACUUUUAUUGCAGUGGGUGAACCAGGAUUACCCCAAUAUUCUAAACAGUGGAAAGAUAAAAGAUGUGAUCGAUCACACAAAGCUUGAUCCGCUGCUUCCUGAAGACAUGAUUGCACCACUGGAACAGCAGUUUUUGAUCACAAAGGAGACGGAGUUGAGCACAUGCCUUCACAAAAUUCUGGACAGAGAAGAAACAGCCUGGAAGGAGGGAGAACUUCCACAGCUGAGAGACCAGGUGUACUGCUGUGAUCAGGCCAUUGAUAUCAUCCAGUGCUUUCAUAAACAUGUAGUGUGUGCUCAGAAGGUGCUAGGCGAAGAGGCAAAGGCACAGAGGAUCAUAUGCCAGUUGAAACAUUUUCUGACAGAUUACAAAACAUUUCAUGACAAGGUCAUGAGGAGCAGGCAGACCAACACUGAGGCUGUUUUGAUGGUCAACCUCUCAUGCCUCUUACAGUGCAGGGACUAUAUUACAAAGAAUGCACAUCUGUUCCCUGAAGAUAUCAAAACUGAUUGUCUCUCAUUAUUGGCUACCAUGACAAGAAGCAGCCACUGUUACUUUACUUCUAAUAUGCAUAGGGAACUUAAGGACUUGUACAGGAAGGUGGGUUCCAGCGAGUGGCUCAAGAACAGUGAAGGUGUAUGUGAAGAGCUGCUGGCAAAGCUGGACAGACAUAUUCAGAAAUUCAUCAACUGGGACAAAAUGUGUUGCCAGGAGCUACUGAGUGGGAUGCAUAAGGAGUUUCUAGCCGAAUAUGUACGGAAAAUGAUGAAGCAAAAGAUCAAACUUUCAAAGAAAGCACAGCAACAGAUGGCAGCAUCAUUACUCUGCAUAAACAGUGAACGCAUACAUACAUACUUCACUGCAGCUGGAUCAAAUUUGGACUGGUUGAAAGACAUUCUUCCAAAUUUAGCAGGACUGCUGAAACUACAGGAUCCAGAUAGCAUAAAGUUAGAGUUGGUAACUCUGAUGAAGCUUUACCCUGAUCUCAGUGAACGUCAUAUUUCUGCUUGGCUGAGACUCAAAGGAAAUCUUUCUCCAUCUGACCUCAAGAUGAUCCUGAAGAGCGUCAUUUGUAGCCAGAAUCAGUUCAGUGAAACACAGGACUCACUCCAGUUUAGCUUCUUUUCCACAGUGAGGAUCAAAUGAAUUUUGCUUGAUAACAUUGCUUGUGUUCUUUUGCCUGCUUUUGUAAAAUUGCUCCUGCUCAGGCAUUUUGCAAUAAUUUUGUACAUACUGAAAUUCUUUGUGAAUAAGAUUGGAAAUCACCAUUUUUACUUUUUGUCUGUUUUUUACUCUCCAGUUUAAUGUGAAUGAUGAAAAAUAAACCUCAGAGAAUUUAUGGUAA